UUUGCGCCUGCGCGAGCGCCGGCCCGCCCCCUCCGGCCCGGGUCGGUGAAGGUCUGCGCCUGCGCGGGCGCGGGCUCGCUCGCCGGCCGUCCUGCGGGCGGGCGGCUCGGGGCGUAGGGCCGGAGCUUGUGGCCAUGGGAAAUAGAGUUAUCAGAAUUGACUCCAGAAGAGAAAACCUGGCAGACCAGUAACAAUGGAAGAAAUUGGGAAAGUCACCAAAAAGCUGUCACCCCUCACACCACCAGGCUCAGCUGGCAUCUCAGACCUUCAUGAUCACCAGUGUCCAAAUUUUGAAAUCAGUGUCCAACUUUUGAAAUCAUUUGCAAAGAACGACAAAUUUAGCCAGGCACUGGUGCCUCAUGCCUGUAAUCCUAGCUCCUCAAGAGGCUGAGAUCUGGGAAUCAAAGCCAGCCCAGGUUAAAAAAAGUCCUUCAUGAAGAAAGAUCUUAAGCAACAUGAUGGAUUCAGAAGCUCAUGAGAAGAGGCCACCAAUUUUAACAUCUUCAAAACAAGAACUAUCACCUCACAUUGCAAAUGUUGGUGAAAUGAAGCAUUACUUCUGUGGUUGUUGUGCAGCUUUCAACAACGUAGCGGUCACAUUUCCCAUUCAGAAGCUCCUCUUUAGGCAGCAGCUGUAUGGAAUCAAAACCCGGGAUGCAGUGCUUCAGUUGAAGAAGGAUGGAUUUCGAAACUUGUAUCGUGGAAUCCUUCCCCCAUUAAUGCAGAAAACAACUACACUGGCCCUUAUGUUUGGUCUGUAUGAGGAUUUAUCUUGCCUUCUCCGAAAGCAUGUUAGUGCUCCUGAGUUUGCAACUCGUAGUGUGGCUGCAGUACUUGCAGGGACUACAGAAGCCAUUUUCACUCCAUUAGAAAGAGUUCAGACAUUGCUUCAAGACCACAAACAUCAUGACAAAUUCACAAACACAUAUCAGGCUUUCCGGGCACUGAAAUGCCAUGGGAUUGCAGAGUAUUAUCGAGGUUUGGUGCCUAUUCUUUUCCGUAAUGGAUGCAGCAAUGUCCUUUUUUUUGGCCUUCGGGGUCCCAUUAAGGAUCAUCUCCCUACUGCAACAACUCGCAGUGCUCAUUUGGUCAAUGACUUCAUCUGUGGAGGUCUUUUGGGUGCCGUGCUGGGGUUCUUGUUUUUCCCAGUUAAUGUUGUGAAAACUCGCAUACAGUCUCAGAUUGGUGGGGAAUUUCAGUCUUUCUCCAAGGUUUUCAAAACCAUCUGGCUAGAACGGGACAGAAAACUAGCAAAUCUUUUCAGAGGUGCACAUUUGAAUUAUCAUCGGUCCCUCAUCUCUUGGGGAAUAAUCAAUGCAACUUAUGAGUUCUUGUUGAAGGUUACAUGAGAAAAGUCAUCAGUGAAGUGCCACUUGUCAACUAAAUAGACCUAAGAAGAAUGUGGUUUGGUCUUAGUUCUAAUAGGCCUAAAUACAAGUUGAUGUUAAGUCCAUACUACAGUGAAUUAUGGGCAAUGAUGUUUUUGUUAAACAUCAACAAAGAAUAAGGGGAUUCAGUAGGAAAAUGUAAGGAUUUUUGUUUUGUUUUUAAUCAUUACCCAAGAGAUGUAAGCUAAUUGGCAAAAAGAUAUCUAUCUGAUUGCUUUUGAAAGGGUAAUUUAAUGGCCAAGAUAUGGUUCAUUUUUCUUCUGAAAUAGCUUUUAAGCCUUCCCUAUUGAAAUAUAAUGACCUUGAGCAGCCAGAGGAAAUGCUCUUAACACCUGUGACUUCUCAGGCUUCCUCAAGGUGUUACUCCAUUUCUUUGCUCUGAGGAAUACCUGCAGAAGGUUCAUUAAACUCAAAUAUGGUAGAACAGAGAAGAAAAACAGCUUAGUCUUAGGCCAUUUUGUGAUGAUUAUGUUGGUAUUAGUUAAGCACUUGUUCAGAUACUUAUCUAGACUGUUUUAAUUUGGUAGAAUCAACCAACUAAUAAAAGUUCCCAUUUUGCUAUCUAUCUAGCUUGAAAAGUUCUGCUUAAUUUUGUGCUAAGCCCUUCUAACAUAUCCUUGUGUUUAUUUUAUUGAUUUCAUUGCCAAAAGAUGGAAGGACUUACAUUUUUAUCUUAAGUGUUUCAUUCUGGUAAUAAGUUAAUUGUACAUAGAUCUUUCUCUGAUUAGUUUGGUUUUUUUGAAUUAUUUGUGCCAAGUUAGUAGAAGGCAUUCCCGUUCCCCCUCUUUUGUAGUCAUUUGUCUGAUUCAAGCAGCCUGUUCUCUUGAAACUGUACUUUUAAAAAAUGCUUCCAUAAAAUUUUAUUUUGGAAGUGUUAUUACAGUCCCAAGUUUUCUUUUUGCUUAGUUUCUAAAUGUUACAGGAGAGAAAGUAAAGCUCAGGACAGUUCUUCCC
Molecule: messenger RNA, 2342 nt
Organism: Perognathus longimembris pacificus (Pacific pocket mouse)
Lineage: Eukaryota; Metazoa; Chordata; Mammalia; Rodentia; Heteromyidae
Gene: Slc25a51
Product: solute carrier family 25 member 51
Exons: 4
Coding region: 456-1349 (297 amino acids)
Source: RefSeq, a predicted model, not a curated record